Messenger RNA from Tetranychus urticae (two-spotted spider mite), 2130 nucleotides. RefSeq lists its product as uncharacterized. NCBI's taxonomy places the organism in Eukaryota, Metazoa, Arthropoda, Arachnida, Trombidiformes, Tetranychidae. The record is from RefSeq and is a predicted model, not a curated record. Gene Ontology annotation, biological process: replication fork processing. Gene Ontology annotation, cellular component: Set1C/COMPASS complex.
AUACAAUGUAUCCCUUAUUCCCGUAACUGGGUUAAAGACUAUAAAGUAAAGCUGUUUGAAAAAUGAAUGUAAAUAAUCAAGAUUAAAAUGAUCAUUAUAUAUUUGUUUUGAUUGUUAUUUGAUUGUUAUUGAAGUGUAUUUUCAUUUACCAUGAAUGAUGACAUUGAAAAGAUUGUUAAUGACCUAAAAGCUCGUGGAGUAUUUGAUGAAUUUCGGAAAGAAUGCCUUUCAGCUGUUGACACAAGGCCAGCUUUCGAAAAUCUAAGACAAAAAAUUGAUGGUAAAGUGAAAAACUAUCUGGAAAGCUUAACCUGGGAUGCAUCAUUAAAUAGAAAUCAACUUAGAGAAAAAUUGAGAAGAUCACUCACUGAGUCUGAUAAUGUUAUUGCUACAAUUCAACAUCUUGUAGACCAAGUUAUCGCUCAGAAAGCAACAACAUACAUGUUAAGUCGGAUAGAUUCGCAUGUUCAAGAUUAUCUUGGAAUCAAGGUAGAAGAACCUGUUACUAAAGAAGAACAGAUAGUUUGGCCUGGAAAUGAAACUCCACCAGCCAAAAAGGAACCAAAGGACGAUAAAUCAUUGUGGAUUUCAGACAAUUGGAAUGAAGUUAAACCAGAAAAAAAACAAAUCCCUUCACUGUCACCAUCACUGGUCUCAUCGCACUCAUUGUCACCACCAACCUCAGGACCAUCUGAUAAUGAGAGUGACGACUCUAUUCCUCCUGCACCCAGUCCAACAUCUCUUAUAUCAGGAGAAGAUAGUAAUUCUCCGCAUUUCUUUGAAGAAAACACAUCUAAAUCACCCGAAAAUAAAUCAAAAUCUCCAGAUAAUAAAUCUAAAUCUCAAGCCAAUAUAUAUGGACACAUAAGUAAAGAAGGUAAACAAAGUACUGAUGAACAAAGAGCAGUACCUAUUGAUUGGGGUACCUCAACUUCACCUCCUCCUGAGCGUCCAUUUGCCCACUUAGGAUCAUCUACAACUCCUUCUUCAGAAAUCAAUGACAAGGCGACUCUAAUUAAGAAUGAGCCCAAAUCUCCAGAACCAUCUUUAUCAGUGUCUUAUCCUUCAUUGUCUAACAAAGAUGAAUCUAAAAAAGAAGAAAAGGAGACGAGAAAAGAAAACCAAGACAAAGAAAAGUCAAAAGGAAGUUCCGAGCCAGUCGCAACAGAUUUACUUUCUGAUGUUAGUUCAGCACAUACCAGUGACUUGUCUGAUUUUGAUGAUCCUAUGAGCAUAUCAAGUGUGGAAGAAGCUGAUGAAUUGAAAAGCAAGACAGGAAGCUCUGAAGAAAAGAUAGAAAAGACAGAAAAGACAGAAAAGGUAGAAAAAAUGGAAAAAGUAGCAAAAGUAGAAAAGGCAGUAAAAGUAGAAAAGGUAGAAAAAGUAGAAAAUAUACAAAAAUCAGAAAAGACAGAUAAUUUGGAAAAGGUAGUAAAGUUAGAAAAAAGUGGAAAAACGGAAAAAGUGGAAAGAACAGCAAAAAUGGUAAAAGUAGAAAAAGUCGGCGAUGUGCAAACCAAGAAAGAAAACGAUUCACCUUCUUGGGUUUGUGAUGAACUUAGUCAAAGCAAGAAAAAAACAAUCGCUCAGCCAACUCAACCAGCUCAACCAGCACAACCAGCUCAACCAGCCCAACCGAGCCAACCCGCAAAAACAGUGAAACAUGAAUUUGAAGUUAUUCGGUCUGCUCCGAAUGCUCCAGUUUUUGAUAUUCGAUUUCAAGAGAGGCCUAAGGGUUCAGUAAAAGAACUUAUGGCUACCCCCAAAAAAUCCGAAGAUCCCGAAAAGGAUGCUAAAUCGAAAACGGAAACAAAAACAGAAAAACCGUCUGAAAACGUUCAAAAACCUAAAUAUGUUAUUCCAAAGAUUAAAAAAGAACCAAAAGGUUCAAGGGAGUCAUCGCCAGCAAGUUCAAGGCACAAUCCUGAGGACUCCAAGUCAAGGAAAAGUCAAUCUAGUAACAAAAGAAAGAGUGAUACUUAUAGCUCACAGAGAUAUGACGAAGAUGAUCUCUAUAAGCCUCGUUAUUCAAUACCCGGAUCAAGAAGACAUCGGACGUCUAAUAACUAAUUUCAUCAAAUGCCUGUAGAAUCAGCAUUGCAUUAAAAAUUUGUGUUAUUUCUUCAAAAA